Messenger RNA from Tuber aestivum (summer truffle), 1728 nucleotides. Lineage: Eukaryota; Fungi; Ascomycota; Pezizomycetes; Pezizales; Tuberaceae. The record is from the annotation of a GenBank genome assembly.
AUGAAUAUAGCACCUAAUAUACUGAAUGCUGUAAACGAAUGGUUGACACCUACAUUUGACAACGAUACACAAGCUGCGGUUAAGGAAUUAAUGACUACCUCACCAAAGGAACUUGAGGAAAGUUUUUAUAAAAACCUUGAAUUUGGAACUGGCGGAAUGCGCGGUGUUAUGGGCGUUGGAAACAACAGAAUUAACAAAUAUACCCUUGGAAAAAACUACUCAGGGAUUAUCUGAUUAUUUACACCAGGUUUUCCCAAACCAGCCUUUAAAAGUUGUUAUUGCUUACGAUUGUCGUCAUAACAGUAAUACGCUGGCUAAAGUUGUGGCUGACGUUUUCUCAGCAAACGGAAUUCAUGUUUAUUAUUCUCUGAUUUAAGACCAACUCCUGAAUUGUCUUUUGCUCUUAAAUAUUUAGGCUGCCAAUGCGGAAUCGUACUUACGGCUUCUCAUAAUCCGCCAGAAUACAACGGAUACAAAGUUUAUUGGGAAGAUGGCGGACAAAUUGUUCCUCCGCAAGAUGCUGCCAUUAUCAAUGUAAUCGAAAAUUUAAGCUACGAUAAGAUUAAAUUUAACGCAAACGAAAGUCUGAUUGAAUAUAUCGAUACUGAAAUUGACAAGGCUUUUGUAAAAUCAUCUAUCGAAAACGCAAGUUUUAAUACUCCGGCUAAAGCCAAAGAUAAUCUACAUAUUGUUUUUACUUCGUUGCACGGAACUUCUAUAAAAUCUAUUCCUGAUACUUUAUCGCAAGCGGGUUAUACAAAUGUGCAUAUUGUUCCUGAACAGGCAGAGCCAAACGGUGAUUUCCCAACGGUUAAAUCUCCAAAUCCUGAAGAGCCCGAAGCUUUGACUAUGGCUUUGGCAUUGGCAGAUAAAACCAAUUCUGAUAUUGUUGUAGGAACUGAUCCUGAUUGCGACCGUCUUGGUGUUGCCGUUAGAAACAACGAAGGCAAAAUGAUUUUGCUUAACGGUAAUCAGACGAUGAUUUUGAUGACUUCUUUCUUAUUGAAACAAUGGAAAAAAGCAGGCAAAAUCAAUGGUAAACAAUUUGUAGGCUCUACAAUUGUUUCUACUCCGAUGAUGAUGGAAUUAGCCACAAGUUAUGGCGUAGAAUGCAAAGUUGGUUUGACUGGUUUUAAAUGGAUUGCCAAAAUGAUCAAAGAUUUCCCGGAACUCGAAUUUAUUGGAGGUGGUGAAGAAAGCUUUGGUUUUAUGGUGGGUGACGCCGUAAGAGACAAAGACGCUGUUGCAGCUACAUUAUUAAUAUGCGAAGUGGCAGCUCAGGCAAAAGCAGCAGGAAGCAGCGUUUAUAAAGAGCUUUUACAGCUUUAUGUUGAAAAUGGUUUUUAUAAAGAAUACUUGGUUUCUUUGACCAAAAAAGGAAUAGAAGGUUUGGAGGAAAUUAAUCAGAUGAUGAUUAAUUUACGUCAAAAUCCUUUGAAAGAAAUCAGCGGACAAAGAGUAAUUAUGGUGGAAGAUUAUCAAUCAUCGAUUGCUUUGAAUUUAUUGACUGGUGAGGAAUCUACAAUGGAUAUUCCGAAAUCUAACGUAUUGAUUUAUUAUACUGAAGAUGGUUCUAAAAUUUGUGCAAGACCAAGCGGAACAGAACCUAAAAUUAAAUUCUACAUUAGUGUUAAUGCAGAAUUAGAUUCGGUUGCCAAUUUUGAUGCUGCAGAAAGUUUCUUAGACGAAAAAAUACAAAAUAUCAUUGCAGGAAUGCAAUUGAAAUAA